Molecule: messenger RNA, 859 nt
Organism: Cajanus cajan (pigeon pea)
Lineage: Eukaryota; Viridiplantae; Streptophyta; Magnoliopsida; Fabales; Fabaceae
Product: protein RADIALIS-like 4
Molecular function (GO): DNA-binding transcription factor activity
Source: RefSeq, a predicted model, not a curated record
UGCUUGAAAAAUCACAUGGCACUAAACCACAAGAACAAACAUGGGACUCUGGGACCGAAAUCCUUAUUUAUACUUUCAGCCAUUCAGGAAUAACACAAGAGUACUUGAAGAGGAAGCAAGUGAUUAAUCUUCAGAACUUAAAUCCUUUGAUUAAUCUCCCAGCUGCACAAUCAUCAUAUUAUAUAAGCUGAGUAUUAAUAACUUGUACUUUUGUUUGACAACUUGCAAACUUACCAUAUAUAGUUUAAAUGGCGCACCAAUUACUACUUUUGCAGUGUCAUUUCUUGAAUCCAGUGUCCUUAUAAUAUUCACAUCAACAACUUCCUACUCCCUUGUGUUUCCCACCACUCUUCUACUUCUACAGUUCCUACCCAUUGCCAUUUACAGUCAAAGGAUUUUCUCUUUCUUCCCAUCUGAAAUCUUCUGGUUUUUGAAGCAAUGACAUCCAACACACUUUCUUCUCUAAGAUGGACAAGUGAGAAGAACAAACUGUUUGAAAAUGCCUUGGCAAUAUAUGACAAGGAUACCCCUGACCGUUGGAACAACAUAGCCAUGUUUGUUGGAGGCACAUCUGAAGUUGAAGUGAAGAGGCAAUAUCAGAUACUUCUAGAGGACAUCAAAAGCAUUGAGUCAGGCAAGGUUCCUCUCCCUGCUUAUAGGAGAAAUAAUUCUGGAUGCAGCAAAGUAAACACCAGCAAUGCAGAGCAAAGGCUGAGGAAUUUAAAGCUCUAGAUGAAGAAUGACCUUCAAAGUGAAGAGGAACACCAUUUUUAGAGAAAUCAUUUUAGCAUUGACCAUCUGUAACUUUGUUUUCACCAGAACUCUUUCUGCAAUAAAUUUCUUCCAUGCUUACCUUUCA